Molecule: messenger RNA, 4886 nt
Organism: Engraulis encrasicolus (European anchovy)
Lineage: Eukaryota; Metazoa; Chordata; Actinopteri; Clupeiformes; Engraulidae
Product: transcription regulator protein BACH1-like
Exons: 5
Coding region: 160-2751 (863 amino acids)
Biological process (GO): regulation of transcription by RNA polymerase II
Molecular function (GO): RNA polymerase II cis-regulatory region sequence-specific DNA binding; protein binding; DNA-binding transcription factor activity, RNA polymerase II-specific
Source: RefSeq, a predicted model, not a curated record
CGACACACGAAUGGCUGGCAGAACUUUGCCAAAUAUCACAUGAUUAUAUGACCGUCAACAUUUCCUCUUAACACUUUUACAAUCACCAUUCGGCAUGAAAAUGGCUAGACGUGAACGUUUGUCUUCAAGGUGAUAUGACAGGCUGUGCCACGCAGCAUCAUGUCUGUGGAUGGCCACCGGACGUCUGUUUUCACCUUCCAGUCAGCCGAGCACAGCUGCCAUGUCCUGCGCUGCCUGGACGAACAGCGCCAGAAUGACGUGCUGUGCGAUGUGACAGUCCUCGUGGAGAACCGCAGCUACCGCGCUCACUGCUCGGUGCUGGCCUCCUGCAGUGACUUCUUCCGUUCCAGAUUCACCGGAUUCGUCAGUCAGAACCAAGUCAUCACUCUACCUGACAGUGUGACGGUGGAAGGCUUCGAUCCACUGCUGCAGUUUGCCUACACUGCAAAGCUUAGCUUCACCAAAGACAACAUCUUGGAGAUCCACCGAUGCGCUGAGUUCCUGGGCUUUCACAACCUAGACCAGGCUUGCUUUGAGUUUUUCAUCCCCAAGUUCCAGAAGGAUGCCGGCGUUCCAAACGAGGUCCAGAAAGCCAAAAGUAAACGCAACAGUAGUGAGGAACGGGAACAUGGAGCGUGUAGUGGCGCAGUCACAGGCGAUCAAGUCCAGCAAGUCCCAGGUGGUGCUAUGUCCCAGGUGGAGAUGUCCCCCCAGACCCCAGCAGAGCACAGUGGUGGAGUAGUGGGCAUUGCAGGACAAUGCCUAGACACCAGCUAUGUCAGUCAGCCCUCCCAAAACCACCACAGCUCUUCCCCACUGCCAGACACUGCACUGCCCGAGGGAGGAGACCUAGCCCUGGGGUUCACAUCACCAAAGAGCCCCGUGUUCCCCGCGGGCCACGACCAACACCAGUUCUGCCUGCAGAACUGCGGCCCCGAACUCCAGCCCUCCCUGUCCACGGCACCGGAGCAGGUGUGCCCGUUCCUCAAGAUGGUGGGCUCGAGCGUAGACCUGGAUCAGGAGCUGGGAGACGAGGCCAUGACUGAUGAGGCUGUGUUGCUCGGUUUAACCGACGGCGACGGUUGUCCGGACGGCGUCAUCUCGACCUCCGUGGAGACGUGUCCCAUUUUGGACCAGCCGCCGCAGUUGCAGUCUCCGUUCCCCCACCCGAUCGCCAUGCCCGAGGCCUCUGAACAACAAGCCGUUGCGAGUCCCAUGCUAACCCCCACUCACGACAGGCGGCAGCCAAAGUCAAAGUCAGCAGGGCACUUAGAAACGGGCAUCAUGGGUAGCAGCAGCGACACCGACUCUGGCCUCAGUCUCGACACCUCCGCCGGGCACACACCGACACCGUCCUCCAAUAAAACGCCCUCGCUGGAAACAUCCAGCGACAACCGCAGCAGCGUGGAAAGGGAAGUGGCUGAGCACCUAGCCCGAGGCUUCUGGUCCGACCUGGGCUCGUCUUUGUCCUCAUCUGACCCCCUGCCCCCGCUGGACGAGGUGGUGGUGGAUGGGCAGUCGGCCUCCGAGAACGCAGCCAGUGUCACUGGCUCUGUCUCGGCCACUGCCGUGGUGGCGUCGGACUUCCAUUGGCUGAAGCACCUGGAUCUGAGCUCUGGCGCAGGGGAGUGCCCCUUCCUGAGGAACCUGGGGGGCUCGGAGGAGGCGCAGACGCCGGUGGGGGACUGCUCCAGUCUGCCGCAGGAGGAGGAGAGGAGCCCAGGGCCUGGAGGAGAAGGAGGAGGAGGAGGAGGAGGAGGAGGCGGCAGUGGUGUUGGGGGUCUGCCUCCUGUGGACUCGGAGGAGGAGGAGGAGGAGGAAGAGGAGGAGGAGGAUGACCUGAUGCAAUCGGACACGGAGGGGGAAAGGGAGGGGCGCCGCGAGAGGGCUGAGGAGAUUCAGCUGCCCUUCCCCGUGGAACAGAUCCCGGCCAUGACCCGCAGCGCGUUCCAGCAGAUGCUACGGCAACAGAAGCUGACCCCGGAACAGCUGGAGUUCGUCCACGACGUCCGCCGCCGCAGCAAGAACCGCGUGGCCGCCCAGCGCUCGCGAAAGAGGAAGCUCGACUGCAUACGAAAACUGGAGUGUGAGAUCAAGAAAUUGCGGGGCCAGAAGGAGAAGCUGCUGCAUGAGCGUAGCCACCUGAAGCUCAGCAUGGGCCAGACGCUGCAGGGCCUGUCUGGUCUGUGCCAGACUGUAUGUGGAGACGGUGGGCCUCAACCAGAUCAGCUGCAGCUACUAGCCCAGCACCUCUCCUCCGCCAUCCCCAACACUAACACCUCCCCCUCUCCCAACGCCACCAUCGCAAUCGGAACCGGAACCAUCAACACCAUUGGAUCCGGAACCUCUGCUAGCAGCAUCGCGGGCAGUGCCCCCACAAACGCCACCAUCGCUGGCAUCAUUGCAGGCUUCGCUAGCAGCAUCUCUACCAACAACAACAACAGCAACAACAACACCAGCACCACCGCCGCCGCCUCUUUAGCAGCAGACUGCUGUGCCCCCUCCUCCGUCCUCCUCACGCCCAUGGCGUCCCCCAGCCUGGCAGGCCAGGAACGGGACGCGGAUGGAACCGCCGGAAUCGGAACCACCGGCAUCGGAACCGCCGGAAGGGGUUCAGGAACGGAAGGAAGUGGCAGUGGCAACAGUGGCCUCGGCCUCACCAAGGAGCCGAGCGGCGUGGAGGCAGCCACCCCCUGCCCACAGGCGGAGCCUGCCAUGCCCGAGCAGAACGGCGGAGAGGAGAGAGGAUGAAGGGAGUGAUGGCCGGAUCCCAGACCCUAAUGCCAACGCCACCGCCACCGCCACUGCAUCACCCUGAGGGAUCCGAAAGAGUUUUUAAAAAAGUCCGAACGGAGGACAGGAACUUCCGCUGGAGGACGCAUGACCACAUGGACUACCAACAAACGACUCAAGAUAGGGACUCCAAAACGGGUAGAUUAAUAAGCCUGUUUUUUUUUUCAUUCGCCAUUGGAUCCCAUAUUCAGGUCAUGAUUCAAAUCGUGUUAUCUCUAUUAAAAAAAGAAGUACAUAGACGGAAAAUCUAAUCAAGUUGCAUGCCUUAUAUUUGUCAUAGGAUGAGUUCGGAGACUGCUGUGCUGCUCCGACAUAUUUGUUCAGGACUCCCAGUCUCUGUGGACUUCUCUUUUUCUAUGCUCUCUACGGGGAGUAGCCCGCUCUCUCCCACUUCUAUUUGGACUCAGCAAAUACAGAAACAGACUUUAAGACAUUCCUGUUCUUUUUUUGUACACAGUAUGAAAUAUUUCUUACUUUUGGCAUUAAAUGCAAACUGAAAAUAUAUGCACAAUGGACAGAAAAAAAUGUGAAAAGAAAAAAGAAUUUGACCCCUUUGACCGUUAAUACUGUAUACUAUGCAUUAAUUUGAAUUUGUCAGAUGACAAAGGGUCAGGUGUCUGGGACACCAGGUUUUGAUGAAACCCGAAAGACAUUAUCAGCCUAGAGCUGAUCUACAAGCCCCAACUCUGAUGAAGUUGGGACACAAACAAAAUGUUGCCAUUUGCCUUUUAUUGACCCUGUUCUAACGUUGUUGAGAAAUGUUGCGUUUAUCAAAUCUGAAAUGAGCACAAAUCAAGUCUCCCAACACAAUGAUUUUACUCUAUUUUAACAGUUGAUCUGUCGUCUUCUCACUAUUGUCCCUCUAACAUGAAUUGAAUGUUUUGAAAAUAAGGGUUUUGUUUUUAUUCACGAUUUACCAAGUGUCCCAACUUCAGAUUUGGGGUCUGUAUUAUCCUCUCGCGUUACUACUACAGGAUUAGUUGUUACUGUUUUACUAUGCAUGAUGAUGUUAAUGGCCUGAAUGAUGCAAAUAAGAGGAAUUCUUCAAUAUUACUGAUGGACUUGACCUUUUGCUUUUGCUCCACUGAAUCCCAUUUUAAGUCAUCUUUUUUUGUGUGUCGUCUGUAAGCCCUAUAUAAUCCGUCAAUCGUAAGGCUCCGUUAUUGUGUCCUAAUUUUCAUUGUGUGCGUCGCUUUCAAUCUAAUGGGUUAUGCUAAUCUAUGCCAGGUACACAUUCUGUGCCUCAUGCACAACUCACUGCAUGUGGAUUCAACAUGGUGUGCUAUAUAUUAUGGGCAUCGUCCAAUAUCUUGCUUGGGAGAAUUUGCAGGCUUACUAACCUUAAGCAUGCAUUCUACAGUGUGAAGGUUCCAUGCAUGUGUUCAUUUUUUUACCCCCUUCAUCUGGAAAGAUCAAUUUUGGCAAGAGAUGCUAGCAGUCUUUUGAAGUUCAAAUUCAAAGAAAAACAACAAACAUUGGCUGAUCUUCUGCUUUUUGGCUUGGUUGACCAGCAAGGUUGUUAGAAAUUGGACUCAUCUCAAAGAGAUUUUGCGUUUGUUACAUGGGUCUGAAGAUAUACUGUAAGGCCAAAGUGAACCAAUGACCAUUGGUCAUGUCACUGAUGCAGCCUUUUUUUGUUGCCAAAAUGUACCAUGUCUUUGCCUUAAAGUUGGAAUAGCCUUGUUUUUUGUUGUUCUCUGUGAGAGCAGCCAGCAAGACACCCAGAGAAAAAAUAGCACGUCUUUCAAGAAUGUUAUCUUGGCCCUCUAAACUAAAUAACACUUGCCUUGAUCGAUUUAUCAAAAAAAGAUUUUUAGGAAGCCGAGUUUCACUGGAUUGUGUUUCUCAGGAGUUUACUUUGACAAGUUUGACAUGGAGAGCUGACAUGACUGAAUUCAAAGCGUGUCUUUCAAAACUUGUUUAUUUUGAAGAAAAGAUCAAAAGCGGCUCUAUGCAAGAUCUUGUUUGUCUCUGUGAGACAGUCAAAACAGUUCCUACAUGGGAAUGUUUUCCCUGUGAGCAGAAUCCAUGUUUGACAAGGCGAGUGAGGAGAAAUUAAACCAAUUCAUGAAAUUAAUUUAGAUUUUUUUUUU